AUAAAAGUGCGACAGGUCUGCGCCGUGGCUUUGUUAGUCAGAGAUUGUGGCAUUAUUUGGUUGUGUCUGGUGAUAAGUGGUUAUUUAAUUAUAAGAAAGAAAGUUAAAUUAAGUGUAAUAUAAAAAUAACUAUAAAAAAUAUAGCCAAAUAUAUGAAGAAAAAUCAGUGAAUUAACACCUUUGGAAUGAAAAGAACCUUUUAUUAAAAAUCUAGUCAAAAUGUCUCCAAAGAAACUAAAUUUCCUAAUCGCUUGUACAUUAAUCAAACUGACAGUUGCAAGUGCCAAUGGCAACUCAAGCGCAGUGCUGCAAGAGCCGGCUAGACAGCAAGCGUUGGACGAGACAUUUAAGCGCACAUCGCCACUUUAUGGCUUAUCAACAAUCAGUGAUGAGCAUUUAAUUAAACAGCAAUGCCACAAACAUUUGCAGCACUUCCAGAAUGGUGUGAGACAAAAAUUGCCUUGGGCAUUGAAAAUGUACGACGCCUCGGCUAGCCUGGAGCCGGGCUUUACAUUUGGCAACAAUUUCUGGUUGGGCAAUAUUGAGGUCUGUCAUGCCGUUACUCAACCGGUGAGCUUACAGGCGUCAUCCUACCUACCACAUCACAUGAAACCAGAGCUUUUGACCUCCAUAGCGCCCUUCCCCGUCGAGUUUCGCGUUCUCUACUUGCGUCACAACUCCAGCUGGCAAGUAGAUCCGGUUGUGAUUGCGUUUGCAACACGCAUUCAUAUGGGUCUCUGUGUGCCCAGCUCUUGUACGGAGCAGGAAAUACGCGGUCUCAUGGAAACCUACUUGUCCAGUGAUCUCUUUGCCGGCAAUGAAUUGUACGAUAUGAACUUGCAAUAUGAUUAUGCGAAGGAUCUUAAGUUGAAGCCGGAUACUUUUCGCAGAACUUCAUUUUAUUUGUGUUGUGUUUUUAUUGUUACAACAGUGGGUCUGACAAUUGCUGCCGCUAUGUUAAAGACAGCAACGGUCAUAGAAGAGAAUAAUAUUACACAAAAUUCAGACGAGGCGCAGAAAGUUACUGAGACCGGCUUUGAAAACGUGAAGUCCGAAAACCAGCAAUCGGUUGUUGCGUCGAGCUUUAUCGCUUGCUAUGACAUAGAAACGAAUUGGCAGUACAUCUUUAAGCCGGCGACAGCGAGUCACACUUUUGCCGCUUUAAAUGGUAUACGUUUUGUCUGCGCCAUUGGUGUCACCAUGUAUCAUUACUUAAUGUUCCUCUUCAAUGGUACACGAAAUAAAUUAACGCUUUUCGGCUAUCAGGUGCAUAUUGGAAAUGUUGAUGUGUUUGUGGAUGUAUUUUUUACCAUCAGUGGAUUCCUACAGGCUUACCACCACUUUCGAAAUGUCGUACUGUUGGAUAUGAUACGUAAAAAUAAUUUUAAGCAGAACCUAAUACUGAUAGGACUGAGUAUAUUUCAUCGUUAUUUGAGAUUGGCACCCCUAUACUUCCUAACUAUGGGCUUAUCAGAUUGGAGCGGCAAACUAGUGGAUGAUAUAUCACUAUAUCAUAUAGAGUAUAAAACGGACAUCAACUGUGAAAAAUAUUGGUGGCGAAAUGCAUUCUUUAUACAGAAUUUCUUCAAUCACAAUGACAUGUGCUGUCUUUGGACAUGGUCCUUGGCGUGUGAUAUGCAGUUCUCAGUAUUGGCUACGGUGCUGCUGUUUCUCUAUGUCAAACACCCGAAGCGUACCAAAUUUUGUUUAGCUGGUCUUGUUUUAGCAAGCAUAGGUUACACCUACAGCAAUGGACUCAAGUUGAAUUUCGAUGGCACUCUGGAGUCAACGUUCGCCUUUCUAACGGAAAUCUACAUACAUCCGUUAGCACGCAUUUUGGCUUAUAUCUCUGGCAGUAUCGCUGGCUGGUACUUCGUUGAGCAGAAGCAGCUACCAUUUACCAUAGGCAAGCGUACUCAACAGUUUAUGCUUUAUUUGGUGGUACUCCUAUGUUUCGGCUGCGUAUUUAAACCCUCCUUUCAACCACUUUCUGUUUUUCAAUCAACAACCUCCUUAUUGCUGGAACACAUUAUCUUUACUCUCACAUGUAGUAUUAUAUUUCUGGCCAAUGCUUAUGGUCGCAUGCGCUGGUUCUUCGGCCUAUUUGAAUUGGCCAUCUUUCAGAAAUUCAGUAGAGUUGCAUACGCAAUGUUUCUGUUGAAUCCAAUGCUCACCUUCGCAUUGCCGGCGUUUAGUCGCUCUAACCUCUACGUCAAUCCUUUGCCAAUGUUGGCUGAAUCCAUCGGUCUUUUGGUGGUUCUAGUAUUAUAUUCAACGGUGAUAACUUUACUCUUCGAAGUUCCAUAUCAAAAUCUAUCAAGACUUCUGAUUACCAAGCAAUUUAAGAAAAAACUUUCUUAAUAAUUUAUUUUAAGUAUAACUGUAAAUUGCAAUAUGUGUUGAAUUAACACUGUUGAUGAAAUCAAUUUUUAAUA
Messenger RNA from Zeugodacus cucurbitae (melon fly), 2435 nucleotides. Its product is annotated as O-acyltransferase like protein. NCBI's taxonomy places the organism in Eukaryota, Metazoa, Arthropoda, Insecta, Diptera, Tephritidae. The record is from RefSeq and is a predicted model, not a curated record. Gene Ontology annotation, molecular function: acyltransferase activity, transferring groups other than amino-acyl groups. Bases 220 to 2361 code for a protein of 713 amino acids. The transcript has 6 exons.